Messenger RNA from Hyaloperonospora brassicae, 1881 nucleotides. Lineage: Eukaryota; Oomycota; Peronosporomycetes; Peronosporales; Peronosporaceae. The record is from the annotation of a GenBank genome assembly.
AUGCGUCGCGCCGAUGCCGCCAACAUCGGCGACACGAUCAACGGCUCCAAACUACGCGCCAGUCGCGUCCGUCGCCAGCGCGACCGCGACCUGAGUCGAGAUGAAGACGAGAUGACGCAGCGCUUCGGCCGCAGUGCGAGUCUCUCGCUCGCAGCGCCCGUGUUCGUACCGGCCGCUCAGCGUGCGCGGCGGCCACCGGCCACAGCUGCUGCGCCCAAGCGCUCCAUGGCGUUCGUGACGGACCGACGCGGUCUGAGCGCACGCAGCGCAACGUCAUCGACUACUGCUGCGUCCGUCCGCGCACCUGCUCAGCGCGCGAGAUGGUCAGCUACAGCGACCGCCGCUGACAAACUCCACAAGAACGCGGCAGCGAGGAAGACCCAACAGCAGCAGCAGCAGCAGACGAGAACCCGACCAGGCAGUGUCUCCAGUGCGUCGGGUAACAGCAGACGGCAGCGCAUGGGCAGCAAAGGGCUCGUGCAGCAGCAGCCGUCCGUCAAGUCGAAGGCCGUGUCGCUGCGUGAGCAGCACCGACGCAAACUGUCGCUCACGUCGACGGACCUGCAGUUACCGGACGCGCCGCUGGACCAGAACGUCGAGACGGCUCCUGCUACGACGCUGUUGGAUGUCCAGGACGCAGUGGACGUGUAUCCCGAGCCGGCUGCAAGUGCUUUUCCGCAGCAGCUGACGCUGUUUAGUCAGCAGAAGCGUCUGCCGCAGCGCGUCGCAAGUCGCGAUGACGUUAUUGACACGAUCUUCGAGGCGUUGUUCUCUCGCCGGGAACGAGGCCGGCGCAGUCGUCCGCGGCAAGCGCUCUGUGCCUUUGGAGACGAAGGGACCGACACGGACGAACCCAACGAAGAGCUUGUCAAGCAAGGCCUGGCGACCGCGCUGUUCAAAAGCCAGCUCCAUCUGCACGUGCCGUCCUCGCUCCCGACUGCAGCGUCUCCAGCAGCUGCGGCCGAUAGCCUCCUUACGCCCACGUUCUUGCACGCGCUGGUCAACGCGCUGCGCUUUGAGGACUUUCGCGUUGCCAGUGUGCGACUUGAUAUACUGCGCGCGAUCCACAAGAGCUGUCCGACCAAGAGACCACACCUCGUGCGAGCACUAGCGGAUGCAACAGCGCUGCGUGUAGAGCACGUGGCUGCAGUUGCCGCGCGGGCCGAGGUGCUGGGUGUCGAGAAGACAUCGGCGCGACUCACCACCGACAAGCACGACCACGGACACGGGUUCACCGAGUUGCUGCGGUACUCGAUCGAGCAUGUCGAGGAGAGUUUGCAAGCGACGUCGUCGUCGUCAUCGUCGCUGGCACAGGACAGCGAUGCGGCGGCACAGGAGCAGGAGACGUUGCGGGCGGAACUUGUGCGCAACUGCAUGCUCAGCCUCGUGUCGCUCUGGCGCGCCCACUGGGUCGAUCCCGCUGGAUCCGAUGACGAAGAACUGAUCAGUUGUGCGGGUCAGUUCGUCGCGUACAUGCCAUCGGUCACAGGUCUCCUGCUCAAGCGGUUGCUGAGUGCGUGGCCUACUCGCUUUCCCAAAGAAGAGGUCGGGGCCACGCGCAUGGUCGCCCGCGUCAUCAUGUCGGGUCCGCCACUCCAGCAAGUGGACCCCACGCACUCGCUGCAGCGUCGUGUCUUCACGCGCCUGGCGCGCGCUUUGCAGAGCCCAAAGGUCGAUGUGGCCAUGGAGGCGCUGGCGUUUGUCAGCUGCAAUUUCGUCCUCGUGCACUUCUUGGGGCGGGACGAGGCUAUUUACAAGACAAUCACCGGGGCGCUGCAUGCGAACGUCGAGGGCCAUUGGCACGACGGCGUGCGCAAGGCGUCCGAGACGCACUUCGACAGCGCCCUCGACUUUGCACCUGUAGGGAUCUGCACCUCGUGA